AUGCCACUUGAUUGGAAGAGGGAGGGCGUGCAGUUCGCCAUCCGCAACUGCGGGCGCGUGCUGAUCGGCGACGAGAUGGGCCUUGGCAAGACCGUGCAAGCCAUCGCCACGGCGUGGGUGUUUCGGCACGAGUGGCCGCUCCUCAUCAUCGUGCCGUCGAGUGUCAAGGGCAGCUGGAUCGACGAGCUGGAGAAGUGGCUGCCGACGCUGCAGCCCAUGGACUUUAACGUCGUGCGAUCCGGCACUGACGUUGCCCACCUUGACCGCCGCAUCACUCUCGUCACAUACGGGCUGCUGCAGCAAGCGGUGUUGGCUGCGCGCAUCGCUGAGGCCGGCUUCAAAGUCAUCAUCGUGGACGAGUCCCACUACGUCAAGAAUCGCAAGGCCAAGCGCAGCAAAGUGAUUGUGCCAUUGUUGCAGCAGUCACGGCGCUGUCUUCUUCUCAGCGGUACUCCCGCCCUCUCUCGACCAGAGGAGCUCUACUGCCAACUCGACGCAUUGUGUGCUGGACAUUUUGGAAGCUUCACCGCUUACGCGCGUCGAUAUUGCAACGCAAAGAUGGGUCGCUUUGGCUGGGACACAAAGGGCGCAUCCAACCUGGACGAGCUGCACGCGCGAUUGCGAUCGGGAAUUAUGAUCCGGCGCCUGAAGAAGGAUGUGCUGAGUCAGCUGCCCCCAAAGCGACGACAGCGCGUGACUGUGGAGGUGACGAACAAGAAGUUGUGCAAGCUGCUGGAGGCCGGCUUCAACGAAUUGAAACGUUUGGAUUCAGACCCAAACACACAGCAGUUUGAGAGCCAUAGGCUCCUGCAAUCGCUCUUUCAUGACACAUCAACCGCCAAGAUGGACUCGGGCAUGUGCGAUGCUGGCGGGAAGUUUCUUGUGUUUGCAUAUCACCUGAACAUGCUCAAGGCGCUUGAGGAAGCAGUGGCGUCACAAGGGGUGGAGUACAUUAUGAUUGUUGGCGAAACGCCUGUGCACGAGCGACACGAUAUGGUGAAGAAGUUUCAGGCAAGCAACCGCUGCCGCGUUGCAAUCCUGAGUCUGCUGGCUGCAUCACAGGGGAUCACGCUCACGGCCGCAUCCACUGUUGUCUUCGCUGAACUGCACUGGACACCGGGAAUCAUCGAACAGGCCGAGGAUCGGGCACACCGCAUCGGACAAACAGACACAUCUGUCAACAUUCACUACCUUGUUGCACCAAACACGCUUGAUGAUAUUCUCUGGUCCACACUCUCACGCAAAGUCGGUGUCGUGAGCACAACUCUCAACGGAGAGAGAUCUCGCCUCGUUGCAAACAAAUCACGCGCGGACAAGAGCUUGGCGCCCAUCACACAGAAGAACGAUUUGCGCCUCUUCUUCAGUCCCACCCGCGCUGCUGCCACGCACGAUCCGCCACUAUCAUCAUCAUCAACAUCACCAUCGACCACCUCAUCCACGUCUACAACAGCGACGACACCAGCGGCGAACGCUACACCCGGAGCGAUGUGGGCGUGCACAGCGUGCACGUAUCGCAAUGCGCCAUCCGCAAAGAAGAGGUGCAGCAUGUGCGGCUCAGCUCGUCCACGUCAACGAACCAGAAACAGCAGCCACAGUAGUGAUGCGCGCGAGAGCAGUGCAGCACGGUUGUCGCCAGUGUCAUCACCACCAUCGUCACCCGGUGCGAACGAAGCACAGCGCCCCAGUAAUGGCACCAGCGGUGUGAAGAGGAACAAGAAUGGCCGUGGCGAUGGUCAUGAUGGCGGUGUUGAUGGUGAUGAUGUCAGCACCAUUGGCAGCGGCACCAACCGGUCAACUGCGGUUGACGCGGCAAACAUGCGCGGCGGGAGCGUGGCCCCGUCACCCAGCAAUCCGCCUGGCAUGAGCCGGUUCCAGUUUUGCAUGAGUGCACACACGGGCCGCGUUUGGUUGUACAAUCGCGAAGGGAAACCGCUCCAUGUCAACUUUCACCCACAGGACUUUGUUCACGGCAACAUGGAUGCUCUCCCUGCAAUGGUGAAAUCACCGCACGCGCAGCCGGAGAUUGCGUACUUCUUGCGGGAAUACCGGAGCCUCCGUCCGAUUCAGCAGAAGACGAUUGCAAACAUCGUCAUGCCAGAUGUGAAGACGGGCCUGGAACGGGCACGUGCGAUGAUGAGUGGCAGUACCACGAGUGGUGGCUCAAUCUCCACAUUGGUUCGGAGUAAGAGUGCAGGCAGUGGUGGCAGUGGUGGUGCAGUGACACCAGGCGGCAGCACGACCCGGUUCACGUCGCCGACUGCGUUUGGGUCUGCUCCAGAACAAGCACGGCGGAAACGCAGCACGAAGCCAGCAACACCAACGCUGCACCAGUUUUGCACCCCGUGUGUGUUUGUGUGUGUGUGUGUGGGGGGGGGGGGGGAGACGGGCAGUGGCGGUGCGGUUCGGCGGCGGUUGCUUGAAUUGGAAGGCGGCGUCUGCCAGCUCUGCCGCGUCGAUGCACACGCACUGUACAAGCACGUGCGCGCUCUCGGUGGGUCACAUCACAUCACACGUCAUGUCGCGGAAAGCUGUUCUGUCCUCCACUGCGUUCAACACGCUCAGCACAGCCAAGUAAGGCCACUCAUCCAGUGUGUAUGGAGAACAGCAGAUCACAUUAUCCCCGUCUGCGAAGGCGGCGGUGAAUGUGACUUGUCAAACUAUCGUACUCUCUGCACGCCGUGUCACGACAAGGAAACGAAGAAGCUCGCCAAGAACCGCUCUCAGCGCGCACUGCGCGAAGCGGCCAAAACCUCCAAGGACAUUCGCGGUUUCUUCUCUCCACCACCCAAAUGA
Salpingoeca rosetta is the source of this 2793-nucleotide messenger RNA. RefSeq lists its product as uncharacterized. Gene Ontology annotation, molecular function: ATP binding; zinc ion binding; endonuclease activity. NCBI's taxonomy places the organism in Eukaryota, Choanoflagellata, Craspedida, Salpingoecidae. Gene Ontology annotation, biological process: replication fork processing; DNA repair. Gene Ontology annotation, cellular component: nuclear replication fork. The record is from RefSeq and is a predicted model, not a curated record. The transcript has 17 exons. Bases 1 to 2793 code for a protein of 930 amino acids.